Molecule: messenger RNA, 3360 nt
Organism: Peronospora belbahrii
Lineage: Eukaryota; Oomycota; Peronosporomycetes; Peronosporales; Peronosporaceae
Source: the annotation of a GenBank genome assembly
AUGGGAGACAAGAAAUCGGAUAUGUAUGAUGUUAAUUGGCAAAAGAUAUGGCCUGAUCGUAUGCCUGUGAUAUUACGUGAUUUAGCACCUACAAAUCCUUUUAAUCCACGUAAUUUAUGGCCUGAAGAACAUGAAGAAGAGAGUCAAAAAACAAUGAUAAAUGAUGACUCAAUGACUACCACCCCAACAGCAGCUGCUAUAAUAUCAAAAGAUAAGAAGAAAUCAAUGACAAAAGAAGAAAAAAGCCUGAUACAUACUACAGUAUCUCCUGGUACUACAAAGUUAAAGAAAGCCGAUUUAAUUCGGAUGCAAUUAGCAAAGAAUAAAGCUCAGAAACAAAGUAAAGUCGAUGAAGAAAAACUUGCAAAUGUGAAAAAGUCCAAGAAUCUACUUGAAAUGAAAAUGGUCACGCCAACAGGUCGUUUAAAACAAUUAUAUGAGAUUUUACGUGAUUGUUGCAAGAAAAAAGAAUAUACAGAUGCAGUGGAUACAUUGUGGGAAAUUCAACGCACGAAAUUCAUGCCUGCACGCUCAAUUAAUGGUCUAGAUGGACGAAAAAAGCAUGAAAAACAAAAGAAAAUGGAUGAAGAAGAAGACGCCAAGCUCUUGGCAGAACUCAAUGCUGUUCAUAAAAAGUAUCGGAAAUACGUAAAGAUUGUCAAUGAGUAUUUAAAUGGUAAAGACUUGAUUGAGUGGCAACUUACAGAAAUGUCCGAUCGGCUACCACCUCUUAAUAUGCAUCACAUGAACAAGUUUAUCCUCGAUGACUGGCAGCGCACAGUAUUGUCCCACAUUGAUCAGAAGAACUCGGUUAUUGUGUGUGCGCCCACAAGUUCUGGCAAGACAGUGUUAUCGUCCUACGUGUCGGUAGUAGGAGGAAAAGUGCUGUUUAUUGUUCCCACUGAUCCGCUUGCGUGGCAGGUAGCAGCGCUGUUCCAGGCGAUGGUGAAAGGCUCUGUUGCUUUGAUAACCGAGGGAACGGUAUUCCUACCGCCCGGGUUUCGUGUUGCUGUCGGUACGCCUCGUGCUGUGGAAUCUACGCUCGUUGACAUUGGCUAUGACUUUCAGUACGCCGUGUACGAUGAGGUCCACGACUUGAAUGGGCCGGAGGGUGACGCGUUGGAACGUAUCAUCAAGGCCGUGACGUGCCCUUUCUUGGCACUAUCUGCCACGAUCGGGAAUGCUCAGAAGCUAAAAAGCUGGUGGGAGUCACACCUUGCGCACAAAGUCCACUUGCUUGAGUACAAAGGCCGUUUCAUUAACCUGCAGCGCAUUAUCUGGUACGAGGAAGAGGCAGCAGAGGAGGGUGCCAACAAGAAGCACGAAAUGGUGUAUUUGCACCCUUGCGCUGGUGUUACUCUGGAUUAUCUAAUGACCAUUGGCUUUGAUGCUGGUGACCUGGCGUUCACUCCUCGCGACGCGUUCGCUUUAUGGCAGGCUAUGGAGAAAUUUUACCCAGCUGAAUUGAUUGCAGACGUAGACCCGCACAACUUUUUUGAACUCGAGGAUGAGACUGAAGCUGGAACUGCGGCAUCUGUUACACUGCAGAAGAAGGACAAAAAGUCAAAGAAGGACAAAAAGUCGAAAAAGGACAAAAAGUCAAAGAAUGAUGAUGACGAUGAGGAUUAUGUUGUUGACCUUGGCACACGCACUCACCGUAUCACGCUCACGGAGUCUAAGAAGUAUGAAGACAAGAUCAAAAAGUGCUUAGAGGAUCUCGCUUCGAAGGAGCCCAAGGCAACGCAGUCGCUUCUUGACUCUUUUGCGCCUCCGGCAAGUCUGCAAGACGUCACUGUGGCGUUUCACGACCCACGAGACACUAACCCUACCGGUUCGGUGGACGUGCACGCUCUCGUAAACCAGCUUUGCGCCAAGAAUCUUGUUCCCGCCAUUGCGUUCCAGCUUGAUUCGGUUCGAUGUCGCCAGCUUUUCAAUCAGCUUUUGGCGUCCAUUGAGGCAGCUGAAACUGCAAAGUACCCGAACUUUCGUGAAAAGGUACAGCUUGAGUACGCAGAGUGGGAGAAAAACCAGGCGGCUAUGAAAAAGCGUGAGGCGAAGGUGAAGGCAAAGGGCAAAGAGGAAGAUGACCGCGAGUCACAGGCAUUUGAGGAGAAGCCGCCUCCCGAUAUUUAUGCUCCUCACCCCGAUUUUGUGUUGACUCCCGCGGGUUCCCGUCUUACUGCCACCGAGUUCAAGGAAAUUAAGUGGCAGUUGCGUCGUGAACUGUCUGAAGACUCCGAUGACGGACACGCGCUGGUGCGUUCACUGCGGCGUGGUAUUGCUAUUUACAACCAGAAUCUGCCCGCGGCGUACCUCCGUAUUGUGCAGGCGCUUGCCCAGGCUGGUCGUCUAGCGGUUGUAUUCUCGGACGACUCGCUUGCCUACGGUGUAAACAUGCCGUUCCGAACGUGUUGCUUCUGUGAAGAUACUGCGGACGACGUCUUGACCUCUCUAAUGGUCCAGCAAAUGGCUGGCCGUGCUGGACGUCGAGGUCUAGACAGACAGGGUAAUAUUUUGUUUGCUGGUCUGUCGUGGUCCCGUAUCCAAUUCUUAAUGCGCGGUCUGCUGCCGGAUGUCACGGGCCGUAAGUCUCUGUAUCCGACGAUCGCUUUACAGAAGUUGCUUUCGAAUAAUGUCAUGAGCGACAUCAUGCAGCGCAUUGUUGCCCACCCGCUGGAUGAGUACAUGGUCAAGGACGCUACGCCCUCGUCACCGAAGAAGCAGGAUUCGUACUUGACUAAGUCUGUGGAAUGGAUGACUCACUUUGGUUUGAUGAAACCGGAGUACAGUCUAGCAGUCGAUGUGUCUGUUGCUAAGCUGGUGUGGGAGUGUCGCGAUGAUCCGUCCGAGGCGAUGGGAAUUUUCUGGAUCUUGGACGCUGUACUGAAAGAGUUUCACCACAAACCUGGUGACAACAUUGCACUUCAGCUCGCUCUGUUUAACAUGCUGUUGCGCGUUGUUGGUCGCGAAAAGUUUCACCCGGAGUACGCUCAUGGAUCGGAGCUUGCCCCUCUUCCUGGACAAGAAGAGGUUUGGGAGAAAGUGUCGAUCUUGCUUCAGUCGUACGAAGACAAGCUGAAUGAGCUGGGAGAGAAUGCACCACCGGAACUGCGAAUGCGGGUAGCUCUAUCCGAUCCGUUGGACGGCUACGUCUUCCGUACUGUCGUGGAGAAUCUGAUUCCGCAAGGUCUCGGUACACUGCAGCUAAAUCAGAUCAAGAAACGUCUGCGUCAUGUGGGCGAUCGUUUGCGUUUGAUGCACAACUUGCUGAUGUACAGUGGACGUUACGGUGAACUGGAAGAAAUCGUGCGUAAGUGUUUCCGUCGUAUCAAGUGGAUCCUCACUGAUUCGGAAGUGUAA